This is a messenger RNA of Osmia bicornis bicornis, 4795 nucleotides long. It is a transcript of the gene smo, whose product is annotated as protein smoothened-like. Gene Ontology annotation, biological process: central nervous system development; commissural neuron axon guidance; positive regulation of smoothened signaling pathway. The transcript has 8 exons. The record is from RefSeq and is a predicted model, not a curated record. Gene Ontology annotation, molecular function: patched binding; transmembrane signaling receptor activity. NCBI's taxonomy places the organism in Eukaryota, Metazoa, Arthropoda, Insecta, Hymenoptera, Megachilidae. The coding region runs from base 93 to 3137 and encodes 1014 amino acids. Gene Ontology annotation, cellular component: cilium; plasma membrane; dendrite.
UCAAACACCGGAAAGAGGUAUGAACAAGUUCGCCGAGUUCGUCGUGGGUGGGCUGCAAGCGAACACAACGUGUGUGUGGUCCAAGCGUUCGUAUGCUGGAUGCGGCUGUCGCGAACGUAGAAGAUGCAAGACGCUUUGUUCGAACGAAACGGGGAGCUUUCUCCGUGGCAGACUAUACUUACUCGGGAAAUAAUUGGUGUUUAGCUAUGAAACUCCGGUUGAUUUGUUGCUUUCUAAUUUUUCAUCAAGUAUCAUCGGAAUUGACGCAUAGUUUCGCCGCCAAUUCCAAUGGUGAAAAUAAAACAUGGAAAAGUUUGGAGUUGAGUUCCAGGCACCUGCCGGACAAUUACCUGCUGGACAGGUAUCCUAUAAGUGAAUUACCAUCUGAUUCCUUGAAUUGCCGUAGACCAGCAAAAUGUGUAGAAAUGCAGAGGAAUACAUGCAUGGGUACAAGAUUACCAUAUACUACUACUACCUUGGAGCUUAUACGUGAGCAUGUGACCCAAGAUAUUAUAGAGGAGAGAUUACACGUAUUACAAGCAUUAAGACACAUGCCAAAGUGUUGGGCAGUUGUCCAGCCCCUUUUAUGUUCAAUAUUCAUGCCAAAAUGUAUUAAUGAUACAGUAGAAUUACCAUCUCAGGAAAUGUGCAGAAUGAUUUCAGGACCUUGUAGAAUUAUUUUUAAUUAUACGAUAUGGCCGAGUUUUAUCAAAUGCGAAGACACAGAAUUAUUUCCUAAAUUAUGUAAAAAUGAUAUCAGGGAGUUGAAGUUUAAUAUUUCUGGCAAGUGCCUGAAACCUUUGGUCCCAACUGACAAUGCGCUUGCAAUAUUUGAAGGAGUUGAAAGUUGUGGAACACAGUGCAAUGACCCACUUUUUACACCAGAUGAACAUAAACAAAUUCAUUCUUUUAUUGCUUGGGCUGCAGGAAUUUGUGGCUCAUUUAAUUUAUUUACAGUUGUAACGUUUUUAAUCGAUUGGAGAAGUGCAAAUAAAUAUCCAGCUUUAGUGAUAUUCUAUAUCAAUUGUUGUUUUAUGAUGUCCUGUAUUGGAUGGCUUAUUCAAUUUACACCAGGAAGCAGGGAAGUGAUUGUGUGCCGCAAAGAUGGGACAUUAAGGAUGAGUGAACCAAGUGGAGAAAACUUAUCAUGCGUGGUAGUAUUUGUCCUUGUGUAUUACUCCCUUAUGGCAGCUAUGGUGUGGUUUGUGAUUCUUACAUAUGCUUGGCAUAUGAGUUUUCAAGCAUUAGGCAAAAUCCAAGACAGAAUCGAUAAGAAGGGUGCUUAUUUUCAUUUAAUUGCUUGGUGUUUCCCACUUGUUCUCACUGUUACGAUUAUGGCAUUAGGAGAAAUAGAUGGAAAUAGUGUUACUGGUAUAUGUUUUGUGGGUUAUGCUAAUCAUGCAGUCAGAGCUUGGUUUUUGCUUGGUCCUGUACUGAUUGUUUUACUAGUUGGAGGAUACUUUUUAUCCAGAGGAUUAAUCACUUUGAUUCGGCUGAAAAUAAGUAGCCAAGAAAUUAUAUCUGAAAGAGCAAGUGCUAAAAUACGAGAAACCAUCGUGCGUAUGGGUCUAUUUUCGAUUUUCACAUUUACUGCAGUUGUUGUAACAUUUUAUUGCCACAUUUACGAGUUCCAACAUUCUUGGGAAUGGCGUCAAAGCUUCAGAAAUUACAUGAUAUGUGCAAUAACAACAAAAUAUUUGGAUAUUUCUGAAUGUAAAAUGGAACUUCGACCUAGUGCUGCAAAAAUGCAGUUACAUUUACUUUCUCCAUUUUUUGCCGGCAUUCUUAUGUCCUCUUGGGUUUGGACUGGUUCAACUGUAGACACCUGGACUAGAUUUCUCAGGCGAACUUUCAAUUGUGAGACUGAAGAACCCAUCAGAUUAAAAAAACACAAAGUUAUUGCUCAAGCGUUUGCAAAACGGAAGACAUUCAAUAAUGCUGGUCGAUUAUCGAUUAGUUUUCAUAACACACACGAGGAUCCUGUUGGUUUAAACUUUGAUCUAAACUCUGUAGCUUCUCAGGAUUUCAGUUCGACGUGGGCUGCUGCACUGCCAAAGUUAGUUACACGUAGAGGCGCGCUUGUUGGUGGCACUACUGGCUCUGUGUCUAGUAACAGAAGAAAUUCUGUGGACUCUGAGAUCAGUUUUAGCGUGCGUCGAGUGUCAGUAGAAUCUAGAAGGAACUCAUUGGACUCUCAGAUAUCGGUUCAAAUAGCCGAGCUGAAGACAACGCGAAAAGUUGCAAGCAGCUCGCGUGGUCGUCGGGGAAAGCGACGACGAGAUUUUGGAAAGUCAAGAUCCGGUAAAGUGGGACCAUUGUUCAGAAGAGGUAGUACAACCUCGCAAGAAAGUCAGCUUGGUGCGCAGAUACUAUCCGCAUUAACCAUAGGUGGUAAUUCAAGAGUACCGCCGGUUCAAGUGCCUAAUAUGAAGAGACGAUCAGCAAGUGCUGGACUAGAUGAACGUACCCUAAACUCUAAAUUGUUCGAUGGAAAGAACGCAGGUAUGCUUCUGCCGUUCUUAUUUCCAGGACAGAGUGGUAGCGAUGAGAAUUUAAGUAGCGAGGAAAAGCGGCACCAAGGAAUGUCAGGAAAAGACGUGGAUGUUGAAGUUGGUAAUGCAGAAAAGGAUGAUCAAGAUAGUGACAGCGAAGACAGUCAACCAGAGGAGGAAACAAAAAUGCUAGACCCUGAAGAACCGCAGGAACGUAGCAAGAGCAAAAGCAGUAACAAAAGCUCCAAAAGUUAUGGUCAUGAAAGUGACAGAAGGAGUAGAGAGGGUCGCAGAAGCAAAUAUCUAUUGCAAGAUGAAACUAUUUUAAAACACCUGUUUCAAGAAUCUAGUGAUAUAAAAUUAAAAAAUGACGCAGAAAUAAAAGAAAUCUAUAGAAAAGCUGGAAUAGGCAAUCUGGCUUCUAGUCUUACCUCCUGCUGUCCUGAAUUAACAAGGCUCAUGCAGUCUGAAGGACAAAAUACUAAUGCCCGAGAAAUGGCAACGCAAACUUCUUUACCAUUGGACAUUCUGGAGAUGGAAGAGUUGAAACAAAGCAUAGACGAAAUUAUUAACAGUCGACAUUGCAGUUCAAAGGGUACGCAAAUUUCACCACAACUGAAUAAGAACAAAAACAUCGCUACAUAACUGUAAGGUACAUUUUUAGAAUUUAUACUUUGAAGGCGUGACUGCAACAAAGUAAAUUUAAGGGUCUUUUUAUUAUCCUUGCUUAAGGAUGGUGUUUGUUGAAAAAGAUAACCAGCAUUGUAUGACAAUGUAAUAGUGCCAAAAUUAUACUUAAUUCGUCGUGUUUAAGUACGUGUACAUUUAAUAGGGCAAUAGCAUGACAUUUGAUUGUGUAUGUAUAGUAUUUCAAAAUAACUUAGGUUUAACAAUGCAUAUUGUUUAAUUUUAUACUUUUUAUUAUCAGUGAAAUUGCGGUAAAAUUUCAUUAUCGUAAAAAAUAAUUCAAUUUACGAUACUAGAAGUAUAAAUGUAUUAUAAACAUAAUUUCCUUUUAUACAGUACAAUUUAAAUCUAUUUUUAAUAUUGCUCUGUUGCUUACAAUAUUUGUAAAAUAUAUACCCUAUUGUACUUAGAGUACACAACUGAUUUUUACAUAUAUGUGCGUAACUACAUUUUAGAAUUUCAAUUUUAUCUUAUCAUUUACCACAGACUUUUCGACAGCUACUUGAUUAAUGUUUAUUUUAAACAUAGUAUGCAAAUCAAUUUCAAUGUAUCUAUAUAAUCUAACAUUGAUAACGAGUACAUAAAACGCAUUUUUUUUAUCGUUCUAUCAUAAAAAGAUAAGUGUAUGAAUGGAGUAACUUUUUUUUCGUCUUUUUUUUUCUUUCUUUUUUAACAAUUUCUAUUUCUAAACGCAAGUGUAAAUGUUUCAUGCAAAACAACGUGAUUGUACAAAUAAUUCUUACAUAAGGGACAAAUCUGCUGACUUACAAAUUUUAUAUUUUUAUAAUAUAUUAAGAUAAGAUAUUGUCUGGUACUUUGAUAAUCCUAUGUAUGUUUACUUUCCUAUAAGAUCUCGAAUAUUACUUUUAUUUAUGAAAACGGUUACUGUCCACGUUUCUCGAAACGUAUCUAAAAUAGAACAUCCCUAAAAUAUCCGUUUGAAUAUUAUACAUCACAUUGAAACUACCUCAGUGAACGUUUAUUACGAGGCUCGCUAUCAUGUAUGUAAUUAUAGAAGAGGGUCUACCCGUUAUCGAUAAUUGAUAUUUCCUACGUACAUUUUAACACGGACUUUCUGCGUUCCGUCCAAAUUUAUCCACAGAAAGUGUUAACUAUUCUCAAUGUACAAGUAUCCCAAUAUAUUAUCUUAGGUUCACAUGUAAUCAUGAUGAUGUUCAAAAUUCAUAAACACGUAUUAAGAACAAUGUCUUUUAUUCAUUUCUGUUCAAAAAUAAUGGUAGAAAAACAAAUGUAGUGUUAACAAACCCUGUGUUCCUUGUCGAUUAAACAUCUUAUUUUUGUAUCUCAUACAAAAAAGAAAGGAAGUGGAAUUUCAUUUUCCUAGCAAGAUCUAAUACAAAUGUUAAAGGCAUUUCUAGCUGCGACAUUUGGCUUUGUGUCUUCUUUGAAACGAUGGGCAGGUACAAUUAACGAUAUCUCUGUUCAAUCUGUCCGCAAAUGCACGAUCCUCUUGUUCAACUCGCCAUAUUCUUAUGCUUUCAAAUCCGGUCCGAUAUUCUCGGCUACGUAUUUUUUUCCUACACUCGAUACAAAUACAGUCGGAUUUUAGUUUCGAGAAAAAGUGUGUACAAAGUAUGUGUAUACGUGUGUAAUAA